This is a messenger RNA of Neurospora tetrasperma FGSC 2508, 1884 nucleotides long. RefSeq lists its product as uncharacterized. The transcript has 4 exons. NCBI's taxonomy places the organism in Eukaryota, Fungi, Ascomycota, Sordariomycetes, Sordariales, Sordariaceae. The record is from RefSeq and is a predicted model, not a curated record. Gene Ontology annotation, biological process: mRNA splicing, via spliceosome. Gene Ontology annotation, cellular component: spliceosomal complex. Bases 20 to 1729 code for a protein of 569 amino acids.
CUCUCAUUGAUCAACAAUUAUGGCUUCGAUAGCAGCAGGCCUGUCUCAGGCUCUUCCGAAGCCAAAGUACAGCGGCGAAUACGAAGAAUCAAAGUCACAGCAACGCGGUCCCAGAAUUGUCGGCGCCGGCCAAAUUGACGAAACUCAAGUUGUGCUGAGGAGAACCGGACCACCACCGUAUGGAAAUCGACAAGGUUGGCGACCGCGUGCACCAGAGGAUUUCGGCGAUGGCGGUGCCUUUCCAGAGAUUCCCGUUGCUCAGUAUCCCUGGGGCAAGGACGCCUCGAACAAGUCGAACGCGUUAGUUGUUCAGGUUGAUGGAGAGGGCAAGGUCGACUACACAGCGAUUGCACGACAGGGUCACAGCAGCGACCGGGUCAUUCACGCGUCAUUCAAGGAUCUGAUUCCAUUGCGACAGAGGGCUGAAGCGGGCGAUCUUGACUUGUCACGACCGAGCAAAGAGGAGGUGGAAGCAACGGCAGAGAGGACCAAGAAUGCACUGGCUGCGUUGGUCAGCGGCGCCGUGGCGUCCCAGAAGCCCAAAAACAUCAACAUCAAUACGAAGCGAGAGCCGACAUUUGUGCGAUACACGCCAUCAGCGCAGAUGGGAGACAACUCCAAGAAGCAAGACCGUAUCAUGAAGAUUGUGGAGCGACAGAGAGAUCCCAUGGAGCCACCCAAGUUCAAGCACAAGAAGAUUCCCAGAGGACCCCCAACUCCCCCUCCUCCAGUUAUGCACUCGCCUCCGAGGAAGUUGACGGCCGAGGAUCAAGAGGCAUGGAGAAUCCCACCUCCUAUUUCCAACUGGAAGAACCCCAAGGGUUUCACUGUUCCGCUCGACAAGAGAUUGGCCGCCGAUGGCCGCGGUCUGCAAGAUGUGCAAAUCAACGACAAGUUCGCCCAAUUCUCGGAAGCCCUCUUCAUGGCCGAUAGACACGCCAGAGAGGAAGUCCGACAGAGAGCUAUGAUGCAGCAGAGGCUGGCAGAGAAGGAGAAGGCACAAAAGGAGGAACAUCUUCGCCAACUUGCGCAGCAAGCCAGGGCGGAGCGCGCGGCUGGUGGACGGAGCAGGAGGUCACGAUCCCGCUCUUACAGUGGUUCCGAAUCUCGCUCCGAGAGCGAUGAUGACUCUGAGCGGGAGAGAAGGGAAGCGCGCAAGGAGAAACUUCGCGAGGAGGAGCGCAAACUCAGACAGUCGCGUAUGGGUGCGGAGAGGAGAGCCCAGGUCAUGGCCCGCGAGAUGGACAGAGACAUCUCAGAGAAGAUCGCCCUCGGUCUCGCCAAGCCCACGCAGUCCAAGGAGGGCAUGUAUGACUCCCGCUUGUUCAACCAGUCUAGCGGUUUCGACAGCGGCUUCAACGAGGACAACCCGUACGACAAGCCUUUGUUUGCCGCCCAGGAAGCUAUCAGCAGCAUUUACAGGCCCCGUGCCAACGCGGAGGAUUUCGACGAUGAGGCGGCGGGCGAGAGCGAGAUGGCGAGGAUUUCGAAGUCGAACAGGUUCGGCGAGGCUCUGGGUCGUGGCACGUUCAAGGGUACGGCUGAGGCGGAGGCGAGGGAAGGGCCGGUGCAGUUCGAGAAGGACACGGGGGCGGACCCCUUCAACGUGGACAAGUUCCUCAACGAAGUGGAGAAGGACGGUGCUUCCUCGUCGAACAAACGCGGCUAUGGGUUGAAUGAUGGAGAGAGGGACUCGAAACGAACGAGGAUCGAUGACGAUGAGGACUAAGUCAGUGGCUCUAGGGUACUGAGAAGAGCCCAUCGUGUUCUGUGAUGUCCAAUAUUGGCUCGGGCUUUGUCGUACUGCAUGUUAAGGAGUUUUGUUCACAUGGGCGAUUCAGACAUAAUGCAAGCGAAAUAGGAUAAAGAAAGUACUUUGCCUGA